AUGCAGUCUGGAGUGAAGACGCUCUCCGCAGGUGGAGGUGCGUCACUCUGCUGCCUGCUGCUCCUCUGGCUCAUCUACUCCCAUCUGCUCAGAGAGGGCCAGUUGGCGGUGGGAACCUGCGAGAUAGUGAUGCUCAACAGAGACAGCAGCGUUCCAAGACGGACCAUCGCGAGGCAGACGGCCCGCUGCGCCUGCCGGAGAGGCCAGAUCGCCGGGACCACCAGGGCGAGGCCGGCAUGUGUAGACGCGCGAAUCGUGCGGAGUCGUCAGUGGUGCGAGAUGGCUCCCUGCCUGGAGGGGGAGGUCUGCAGCUACCUGUUCAACCGCUCCGGCUGGACCUGCACCAGGGGCAGCGGUCGCAUCAAGACCGUCACGGCUCCUCUCACAGUGCAACAUGCAUCCAAUGCCUCAGAGCUGCCAAUGCCGCAGUGCUGA
Messenger RNA from Anoplopoma fimbria (sablefish), 435 nucleotides. It is a transcript of the gene tafa5l, whose product is annotated as TAFA chemokine like family member 5, like. Lineage: Eukaryota; Metazoa; Chordata; Actinopteri; Perciformes; Anoplopomatidae. The record is from RefSeq and is a predicted model, not a curated record. The transcript is spliced from 4 exons. Bases 1 to 435 code for a protein of 144 amino acids.